This is a messenger RNA of Arabidopsis arenosa, 852 nucleotides long. The record is from the annotation of a GenBank genome assembly. Lineage: Eukaryota; Viridiplantae; Streptophyta; Magnoliopsida; Brassicales; Brassicaceae.
UUAUUUAUGGUUAUGUGAAAACCAUAUUGAAGGGCGAAAAAAAGGCGACAGGAAACUAGGGUUUUCUUAACUCUCCAAUGACGCGGCCGGCGGCUCUUCCAAGUCGGCUGGAGGUUGGAACACUAUCGGGGGAGGGACAGGGCUCUUUGCCAGUGAAGGAAGUUAUUCAGAAUACAGAGGAAGUGCAGGGUUUCGUUUCUAAUCGAUCCGUGGAGGUGGGAACAGAGUCACAAAAGGUUGAAGAUGUCGUUGGUCUCAGUCAGGAAGUCUCAUCAAUCAAAAAGAUCAUGGGUCCAAGUGGCCCAGAAACGGGAAUGAGUGCCACAGAGAAGGGUACCGAUCUUAUAAGAGGAGAGAAAGGAGACUCUGAGGAAAAGGAAAAGGAAGAGGGUUGGAUUACACCAAAAUCUGGUCGUAGUCCAGGGGUAAAAACAGAGGAACUGAAAUAUGGAGAAGUCUCUAUCCUAUCAAACCCAUACUCAGUGCUGGAAGUAGAUGAUGAAAUGGAAAGGGAAAAACAGGUUGAGGAGACAAUCAUGGUUAAAGAAGUCACUAAGGUGGGAGACGUGAAUAUGGAAAACACUCUAGACCUGGAUACAAAAGAAGAUAAGACAGCAGACCUAGCAGAAAAAUCAGAAACAGUGGUUAAGGAUCCAGAUUCAAGAGCGGAGCUGAUCCUGCGACCUCGAGGAUCAAAAACGGCCCACAAAAAGAAACCAAAUCUUUCUACUCAAUCAGUUAGGGAACCCCCUAGAGAUCAGAACAGGAAGGUUACCCACAAAAAAAAUUAAAUGUCAAGUUUCUUUUGGAAUGUGUGCGGCCUAAAUCGAUCAACAAAACAUUCCGUUUUAA